Xiphias gladius (swordfish) is the source of this 1590-nucleotide messenger RNA. RefSeq names its product actinodin2 (gene and2). Lineage: Eukaryota; Metazoa; Chordata; Actinopteri; Istiophoriformes; Xiphiidae. The coding region runs from base 1 to 1590 and encodes 529 amino acids. The transcript has 5 exons. The record is from RefSeq and is a predicted model, not a curated record.
AUGGAGCCUGUGCCGGGGCGCCAGAGCCCCAGCACCUGCCGUGUUUCACCCAGGGGCUUAUUAGCAGAGUUUCUGGGGGCGGUUCCAGUGGAGCAGCACAAGGAGGAGGAGGUGACUGCAGUGUCUGACGAUGUGAAAGCCGAGGCCAUGGCCAACCUGAACAAACUUGUCCGCAACAGAAGGAACGUCCCCGUCUUGGCUCUGCCCCAGUUAAAACGCCUGCCGGACUUCUGGGGAUGGUACAAGUACUUCAUGGACAGCCACAACCAGGAGGGAGUUGAAGAUCUGGAUCGUCUGUACAUGGCCUACCUGCAGAACAAGCAUAGGGCAGAGGAGGGGCCCACCUUCAACCACUACCUCAAGCACCUCAGCGAAAUCUACAAAGCCUGUGCUGAUUCUGAUGAUCCAGAGUGCAUUGCAGAGUCCACCAGCAAGCCAAAGGCUGCAGUGGUGAUGCCCGCCCCCAUCAAGUCUGCUGCCGUCAGGAUGUGCAACCCCUACAUUGACCCCUACUGCCUCUUCCCCCUCCUCCCCAAGGCUGCUGCCCCAGAGCCUGAGCCAGCCCCAGCCAAGGUACCAGCUCCCAUCCUCACCCCGCUGCUGCCCAUGCCCAUGAAGAGCCCCACUGGCUUCUACUACUAUGCCCCCGUCCUGGAGCCCUUCCUGAGUGCCGAGCAGAAGGCUGAGCUGCUGAGGAUCUGCAACGCUGAAGAUGUAGAGUGCCUGCAGUACCACCUGAGGGCGGCUUAUGGCUACCGCCCAGCUCCUGGCCCAGCACCAUCCUAUUCUGCCCUCAAGUGUGACCCCAAGGACCCCUACUGCAAGCCAAUCCUGGUCCAGAAGGCCCUCACUGGCUUCUACCACCUGCUCUACCCCACCUGUGACCCAGCAGUCGAUCCUCUGUGUGUGACCAAUGUCGCUGCUCCUGCUCCCCUCGCUGCUGAGGAGGCUCCUAAAGAGCAACAGUGCAACCCUCUGUUUGAUGCUGGCUGCAACCCCCUGACUGCCACCAAGCUGUCUGGCCUCACCAAGCCAGUCCUGGAGUACUCCCCCAAGGAUGAGCCUGCACCUCCUGCUGCUCCUCUGUCCUGUGACCCUCGCUAUGAUCCAUUCUGCAUACUGGCAGCCGCCGCUGCCCUGCGCAAGCCCCCCCCGCAGAUCCCCGAGCACCAGGUCCGCUACAAGCUCGGCGUCCUCGGCAAGACCAAGGAGGGCCACGACUGCUAUGUGCACUAUGACAAAGACUGCACCCCGGUGAAGUCUGGCCCUGAGGCCAAGGCUGACAUCAAGGCCCCAGCCAAGCCCUUCUGCCAUCCAUUCGACCCCAACUGCGGCAAAUUUGCAUCACCGUCUGGCGCUGAGGCCCUGAAGCCCGGCACGGAUGGCAUAAUCCUGCCUGACCCCAACUGCGACCCAGAGUAUGACUACAACUGCCGCCUGCGUCGUGCUGAGCCCGCUGCUGCUGCUGAUGAGCCCGCCGCUGCUGAGGAGAAAGCCGCUGAUGAACCCGCCAAGCAGGCUGCGGUCCCACACUCUGCAGUACCACGCUUUGAUGACUUCCUCAGGGGCAUCAUGAGUCAGUACAAGUAG